This is a messenger RNA of Cornus florida, 1064 nucleotides long. Its product is annotated as rho-N domain-containing protein 1, chloroplastic. NCBI's taxonomy places the organism in Eukaryota, Viridiplantae, Streptophyta, Magnoliopsida, Cornales, Cornaceae. Bases 72 to 842 code for a protein of 256 amino acids. Gene Ontology annotation, biological process: DNA-templated transcription termination. The transcript has 3 exons. The record is from RefSeq and is a predicted model, not a curated record.
CCAUUUUGAGGAUGUGAAUCUAAUUAUUUUCGUUGGCAGUCUUCCAGAAUCCCUCAUUUUCCCGGAAAAUUAUGGAUGCAGUAAUUUUCUAUCCUCGUUCCAUACUUCGCUUGCCCAGUUUCUCUGGCUUAAACAAGCGCAAUCUAGGAAACCCCAUCUUCUCCCUGAAAGAGAUUGCAGAUAGGCCUUCAUUGUUUGCCUCCCAAAAGGAAAGUAUCCAAUUAACUGUUUCAAGCAUAAGAGCUGAUGGAAAUAGGAGGGGCCAACCUCCUAGAAAAUAUACUACCACCGGAAGAACCACAAGGGGGGAUGACAAUAAGAUACCUCGAUCAUCUAAUGGUAAAUCAUCCAAUUCGUCAAACCAGGAAGAAAUCAUUGCUCUCUUUAGACGAAUACAGUCUUCAAUAUCAAAUGGAGAGUCUUUAAGUGCCAAAAAGAAAAGCUCCCUCUCAUCUGAAGAUAAGCCCUCAGCUGAAUCAGUUUUGGAGGUUCUUCGUCAAUCAAGGAAGCAAGUAAAAGACAAAGUGUUGAGUGGCAGAAGAGAUCUCUUGGAGAAAGAGAGGAAUAUGGAGGAUGAUCCAUCGAUAGCAGACCUUAAACUGACUAGACCACCAUCUAAAUUUGUGAAGAGAUCCCCGGUCCCAUCUUCAUCAACCCCAAAAGGCAAGGUUGUUGAGAUGAAGACUGAAGCAUCAUCUGCCACAGCUGGUUACAAGGAGUUAGAGUUGCAGAAAGUUGAGGAAAUGAAACUUCCUGCACUAAAAAAACUUGCAAAAUCUAGAGGAAUCAAAGGUUACUCAAAACUGAAAAAGAGUGAGCUGGUCGAACUGCUAAGGUCGUAGGAGAAAUGGCAACUUUUUUUAUGUUUGAUGCCAUACAUGUUUGAACCUGUUUGAACCUCUUUUGCCUCCCUCUUUGAUUGAUGGAUUCAAAUGGAAUCAGUGGCUUUCAAAUUUAUUGUGUGUAAAUUUAGAAUUGUGAUCACGGUGUAAUGGCCUGAAUGUUCAUUCUUUUUGUCUCUUCGGUUACAAUAAAAUCUUGCACGAUGCAUCUGUUGCAUGAUC